Molecule: messenger RNA, 1188 nt
Organism: Hyaloscypha bicolor E
Lineage: Eukaryota; Fungi; Ascomycota; Leotiomycetes; Helotiales; Hyaloscyphaceae
Exons: 8
Coding region: 1-1188 (395 amino acids)
Source: RefSeq, a predicted model, not a curated record
AUGGAGGUACGCUUGGAGGAGUUGUUCGGUUGCUGGCGGGAGGCCGAACGAGCAGACAGGGCCGCCGAGGGACUUCUACGGCUCCGGACCGCCCUGGACCUCGAAUUCUAUGACCAGAUCUCAGCGGUCCUCAGAGAAGUUGAGUCCACAAGCAGGCUUCUUCGAGACCUCUACGAUCUGUUUCCGAUAUACCGGUCUCGAGUCCCCAUCAUUCUCUACUACUUGAACGUUGUUCUCCCCUCUUUCCAGAGGACCUUGAAAGAAAUGAAAGUCUACCUCGAGCAUGAGAAUCUUCCACCUCGGGCACAAUGGAGCUUGAUGUCCGAUCGACUCAACCAGCAAGGAGGAAUGACAUUGGCCGCCCGGUUCGUGAUGUAUGUGGAGUUGCUUGUUCAGCUGGUUCGGCUAUUAAGCAGAUCGCCUUUAUAUGAUCCAACGUCGCUGGAGUUGUUGCGCUUGAGGCAUUUACGUUUAAGAUCUUUACAACAUAUUUCAGCGCCCCCAGGCCCUCUUCAACCUCAUGUUGCGCCAGCCCACCCGACCGAGGAAGCCCUUGAGCGACGCCAUUGGGCAGAAAAGAUUUUUGACGACCAACCUCACUCAACAACAGGUCUGCGACAUAGGCGAGAAUCACAAUGCUUCGGACCUGUUAUGGUGGAGAGGAGGCUGGGUAUAGCCUCGGGAUCGAAAGCCUUAUUCAAGCUGCCAUUCGAGAAGAAUCGUGUCUCGGUUACCAUUUUCCUUUCCCCUGAUGGACCUGACAUGACGAGGCUGCUGUGCCGCUGGAUAGAUCGGUAUAAUAAUCCAAUGUAUUCCUGCUAUGGAGUUCAAGAACUCUGCAUCAGGCGGAAGGGUUCAUCACUGCAGUUUCGUCGCUGGAGUCCAGCCAGAGCCCACCCCACACUGUGGCUGGUGCUCUUCUUCAAAACAUGGGAGAUCACCCAUCAAUCAGAAUCCCCACGGUGGAUGAAUCGCCGUAGCAGACACCGAAUCUGGCUCAGGGACAUCCAUCCCUAUGUUUUCUGUGGCAAUUACAAGAAGAGACACCAGCUGAGGAGAGAUGGAGAAUUUGAAAUAUACUUUGUCAACGAGGAAGCUGCAUAUGCUUUCGAAGAAGUCUUCAGAGGCGAGUCGGAGACGGAAUCCAUCGUUGACCAUGAUGACGACGACCAUGACAACCAUCACUAA